Molecule: messenger RNA, 2046 nt
Organism: Apiotrichum porosum
Lineage: Eukaryota; Fungi; Basidiomycota; Tremellomycetes; Trichosporonales; Trichosporonaceae
Exons: 8
Coding region: 1-2046 (681 amino acids)
Biological process (GO): retrograde transport, endosome to Golgi
Cellular component (GO): Golgi apparatus; membrane
Source: RefSeq, a predicted model, not a curated record
AUGCGGCUCUCCCUUGCCGUCUUCGGCGCUCUGGCGGCGGCGUCCCACGCAGCGGCGUACACGGUCGCCAUCAAGGACACGGACGACUACCGCGAGGUCUGCAACGGCAUGUAUGGCGGCGACAAGGCGUACAUUGAGGUCGCGUUUGACUCUGGCUCCGAUGGACAGGUCGCGCUCGUUAUCUACGAGUGGACGGAUGUCGACUAUCUCGGCGUCGCGACCCCCGGGACGGAGGAGGAUGCCUUUGGUUACCGUCCUAAGACGUACAUCUGUACGAGCUCGGCAGUGACCUCGGGUCUCUGCAAGACUGCGGAGCUUGGUUCGUUCAUCGUCAACACCCCAGAGGGAGUGAACGCAACUUCAGUGUACACUACCCCGCUUCGCUUUGACGGCUCGAGUUCGAGCGGUGACUCUGCGACGACCACGACCUCGGCCGAUAUUGUUGAGGCUACUGGUAGCACCGACACUGCAGCCGUCGACGAAGGCGACGACUUUGCCGAGGGUAGCCCCAGGCGUAAGCGCGCUGGUGCGCCGGCACUCGCCGACUCUGAGAGCGCCGACGAGGACGACCCCGAGUCCGACGCUACAGACUCCAGCCUCGAUGAGCCAGACUUUACGGAAGCCGAGGAUGUGGACGGCACUACGCACGCUGCCGCUGCUGCUCUGGAUGAAGAGCCCACCACAACCACCGAUGCCGCUGAGAACGAGGCCGACGUUCCUCUCUACAGCGCACCGAUCCACUACAACGUGCCCCACACUGGCUACUACUGUGUCGGCGUUGUGCCCGUGACGCUGCGUAGCCAGCGGUCUGAGAUCCCGACGGUGAUCGAGCGAACGCUCGAGGUUCGUGACUCUGCUGUCCACGCCGCGUAUUCGGGCGCCGUGACGUUCAAGAACCAGUUCACCGGCGAGCUUUCUGCUGCCGAGUACCCCAAGAUUAUGUUCUACGCCGUGCUCUCGGUCGUGUAUAUCCUUCUUGCCGCAGGCUGGGCCUUCCUUUGCUACCGACACUUCCGCGAGCUCCUCCCGACCCAGUACUACAUCUCCGGUACCAUUCUCUUCCUCAACGUCGAGAUGCUGGCCCUGUUUGCCUACUACCGCUACAUCAACAAGCACGGCGGCGGUGCCGGUUCGCUCGCCUUCCUUAUCGUCAUCUCCAUCCUCAACGCCGCUCGCAACUCACUCUCCUUCUUCCUCCUGCUCAUCGUUUGUAUGGGCCUCUCCGUGGUCACCCCUUCUCUUGGCGCGGUUAUGAACCGUGUCCGCCUCCUGACGGGUUUCCACUUUAUCUUUGGCGUCAUGUACGCGGUCGGAACUGUCAAGCUCGACAUUGACACCGCUUCCCUCUUCCUUGUCCUUGGCAUCAUCUUCCCUCUCGCCAUGACCCUUACCGCCUUCCUCAUGUGGAUCAUCAUCAGCCUCAACGGGACGAUUCUCCACCUGCAGCAGCGCAAGCAAAACUUCAAGCUGCAAAUGUUCCAGCGGCUGUGGCGUAUCCUCAUCAUGUCCGUCAUCGCCGUUGGCGGCUUCUUUGUUCUGUCGUCCAUCUCGCUCUCGAACCGCCUCGACGAGGACUAUGCCCCGAACAACUGGCGCUUCCGCUGGGUGCUGCUGGACGCGUCCCUUGCACUCAUCUAUCUCUCGGCCUUUACCGCCAUUUCGUGGCUGUGGCGCCCGACUGAGAACAAUGUGCGCUUCGCCAUGUCCCAGGAGCUGGCGCAGGACGAGGCCGACGCCGAGGACUACGAGAUCCACUCGCUCGAGCAGCCGCGCGAGCCCCUGGGCCUGGAGCCCGAGGAUGGCCGUAUCCGCCUGCACGGUGACGACGACAGCGACGACGACGACGGACCCAACAAGGGCCGCUUCCAGGGCGGCCAGGUGCACGAUGACAACGUCGUCUUCUCCAUGGGCGACGACAGCGACGACGAGGAAGCAGCUGCACCGGCGGCGCCCAACACGGCGUCCCGCCGCUCGAGCCGCAGUGACGGCUCGCGGAGCAGUGGCGAAGGCCGCCGUCUCCUUGCCUCGGGCAAGAAAUCAGAUUGA